GUUCUUAGUUGUGUACAUUCGUACGUGAUAAUUCCUUUAUUAUAUAGCUAGGCAGUGCGUAAAAUGUGUCACUUAGUAUUUCAUUCAAAUUAAUAGAUGUAGUUUUAUAAGAAAACUUUUUUUUAAUAAGUAGUUGAUUAUUAAUCAUACAAAAUAGUUGAAAAUGUAAAUAAACAUGAAGAAAUAAUUUAGGCAAUAAUUCUUAACGACGAAUCGCGGUUUUGAAGAAAGUUUCAAAGUACAAAUUCCCUAAUUACCCUAACAUCCAGUUUUUUUAUUUACUUCAAUUAAAAAUACAUAGUAUAAAUUUUAAAAUGGCGGAUAAAAAGAGUGAAAAUAAUAAGAAAAUAUGUGAAAUAUCAAACUUGACGGAAACUUUUGGACGAUAUCAAAUAAUUCAGUACACUCUGAUUUGUUUACCGGCUGUAUUCGUCACCAUGAUCAAUAUUAAUUAUAUAUUCGUUGCUGGAGAUAUUAAUUAUAGAUGUCGUGUACCUCAAUGCGAAACUGAAAAUUCAACGAGCCUCUACCCAUCAUGGUGGCCGAAUACAACCAUAGACAGAUGCACAGCCCCAGUUCUGAAGCCCGGCACAACCGUCUGUGCAAACGACAGCUUUACGGAUGAAGUGGAAACGUGCACGGAAUUUAUUUACGAGUCUGACAAUACUAUUGUUGCUGCGCUGGACCUGGCAUGCCAGCCGUGGAAGAUCAACCUGAUCGGCACCGUCCACAGCACCGGCAUGCUGGUCUCCAUGGUCGUGUCAGGAUGGAUGUCAGACAAGUUCGGUCGUAAGCCGACGCUUCUAUUCUGUGUGAUCGGUGGUAGCAUCGGCCACAUCAAGACCUUCGCGACCACCUACUACGUGUACGUUGUCAUCGAGUUCCUGGAGGCAGCCGUCACUGGCGGCUCCUAUGCUGCUGCUAUGGUCAUUUUACUAGAAAUAGCCAGCUCGAAGUACCGACUGCUGUCAGGAGUUCUCUUCUCAUAUGCGAUCUAUAUCGGCGAGUGCUUGUUCGCUUGCAUCGCCAUGUUCGUGCCUUACUGGAAGACCCUCAUCCGCAUCAUAAACGGUCCCCUCAUCUUCUUCAUCACCUACAUUUUCCUCGUCUACGAGAGCCCUAGAUGGCAAAUUGUAAGCGGCAGAAUAGAUAAGGCGAAAAAAACCAUGAAACGCAUUGCAAAAACUAAUAAUAUAAACAUAAAUUAUGAAGAAUUAGAAGCUAUGACAGACGUUGAAUUGAAAGAAAAGUUUGAUAUCAAUGAAGUUCAGGUUAAAGAGGGAUACGGAGAGAUAUUUAAGUCUAAAGUGAUACUGAUGAGACUGCUAGUGGCGGCAUCUUGUCGGUUCACAUCGAGUUUUGUAUACUACGGCCUGAUGAUAAACUCUGUAUGGCUGCCGGGAGAUAAGUACGUGAACUUUUUGCUGUCGACCGUGAUGUCGUUUCCAGGGGAAGUGAUAUCUUUGUACCUGAUGAACAAGAUUGGGAGAAAGGUGCCUUUGAUGGCUGGAUAUAUCGUGUGCAGCGUAGUGUGUAUUGUCUCGGCGUUGGUUCCGGAUCAAUACGAGUGGGCCAAAAUCACCCUGUUCCUGAUGUCCAGGGUGAUCAUAGCUGCGUGUUUCACGGGAGCCAUAACUUAUGCCAUGGAGUUGUUCCCCACGAGUGUGCGAGGGACCCUGCUGGGACUCGGCGCUGUAGCUUCCAGGAUCGGAGGCAUGCUGGCUCCACUCUCCCCUAUCUUGAAUACGGUAUCGACGGCCUUACCACUAACAUUUUUCGGCGUUGCUACUGCAGUCACAGGCGCACUGCUCUGCUUAACCCCUGAGACCAAGGGAAUGCCUCUCUUUGAUACCAUCAAGCAAGUGGAAGAAAGUGACAGAGUGAGAACAGUCAGACAAGAAGAGAAGAGAGAAAAUAAGAAUUCCUCUAGGGAGACUGUUGAUAGUAAUAUUUAAGUUAAGUUAGCUUUAAUAAUAAAUGGCUGAAUAAGAAUA
Messenger RNA from Helicoverpa armigera (cotton bollworm), 1994 nucleotides. Its product is annotated as organic cation transporter protein. The record is from RefSeq and is a predicted model, not a curated record. Gene Ontology annotation, biological process: transmembrane transport. The transcript is spliced from 7 exons. Gene Ontology annotation, molecular function: transmembrane transporter activity. Bases 315 to 1955 code for a protein of 546 amino acids. Lineage: Eukaryota; Metazoa; Arthropoda; Insecta; Lepidoptera; Noctuidae. Gene Ontology annotation, cellular component: membrane.